AUGACCGAAUUUGAAGGAGAAUGUGUCUUUAUGGACAUUGAUGAUGAAUGGACUUUACAGGAUAUUACUUUACAAAUUGAGGAGUUUCGAAAGGAUAAACUAUCUGGAAUACAAUAUGAGAAUUCAUCUAUGACAUUAUCACCAGAAGCGUCGUUUGCCUUUGCUGAUUCUCUACUUGUACCCUAUGUUGUCGUGGAUACCAACUUUCUCAUUUCACAUCUUGCUUUUCUCAAAAAAAUCAUUAUGGAACAUGCAAAAGAAAGCAAGUUGUUCGUCAUUAUACCGUGGAUAGUUUUGCAAGAAUUAGAUGGUUUGAAAAGCAGGCCAAGUAAAACUUAUGAUUCUCCAAAAAAUUCUCAACCCAACUUACAAAAAUUGGCAGAAAAUGCAAUUUAUUUUUUACAUAGUUGUUUAAUCGAUAAAUUGAAUGGUAUAAGAGGACAAAGACUUGAUGAAAAAUUAGAGAAACAUGAUGAUGGUGACAUAAUUAUGAUGGAUUGUGACGAUUCACUACAAUCUUAUUCUUCUUCUUUAAAUCAUAAUGAAGAUCAUCAUAAUCAUUUCAAUUUAAUAUUAUCAUCAUUGAAUGAUUCUAUUUAUUCAAUGUCAAGUUACAAAGAUAGAAUACAAGGAAAUGAAAAAGAAAUUAAAUCAAACAACAAAAAUAGCAAAAUCCAGGAAAUAAGGUUGGUUGAUCCUCCAAAAGCUGUGAUGGAUUGUGAUGAUUCCAUAAAUGGUGUGCUCAAUCUACAUUUACCGGAAUCAUCUUUAUACGCGUCUAUUCACGCUCGAGGGAAUUCAAGAGAUCUGGAUAAGUUCGUCGUUAAUAAUACUGAUAAUGUUAAUAAUAACAGUAAUUCUAGAAUUAGGGAAACAGAAAUAAUGUCAAUUAUGAUAUCAAAGAUUCCGGAGGUUCCCAAAAAAAUAUUAUCAAAUAAUAUAAAUAUGUGUCAUCAACAGCUUAUUAUCAAAGUAAUAAGUUAUCUUAACGAUUCUCUCCCAGUUGCAAUUUUGACUCAUUUUCAAAAUUGUUUUGGGCAAGAUUGGACUUAUUUAGUGAACAUUCCCCAACCUUGGUCUUUGCAUUCAAUGUUAAAAUUCAUUGAUCGAUAUUGGCUUACCGUUUUUUCGGAUGUCUUUCAAAGAUCUCGUAAAAUUCAUGAGGUUACCAUUUCAAAUUUGCUAAAUUUCGUGCGAGAUUACCAUCAAAAAGGUUAUAACAAUAUCAAUAUCACUAUACAAGACCUGUUACAAUUCAUACAAAACUCGGAAGUUGUUUUGACAAUGAUUUAUGAAGGGGUGGAAGAUAUUAGAUUUCCGGCUUCUGAUAGAAAAAAAAUCAUAGAAGGAUGGUGGGACGAAUUUGAGAAUUCUAUUGCAUCGAUUUAG
Messenger RNA from Diversispora eburnea, 1389 nucleotides. The record is from the annotation of a GenBank genome assembly. NCBI's taxonomy places the organism in Eukaryota, Fungi, Glomeromycota, Glomeromycetes, Diversisporales, Diversisporaceae.